This is a messenger RNA of Mercenaria mercenaria, 1316 nucleotides long. RefSeq lists its product as uncharacterized. The record is from RefSeq and is a predicted model, not a curated record. The coding region runs from base 615 to 1262 and encodes 215 amino acids. NCBI's taxonomy places the organism in Eukaryota, Metazoa, Mollusca, Bivalvia, Venerida, Veneridae. The transcript is spliced from 5 exons.
CUGCGCUGUAAGUUCUUUUACUUUAGUUGUCCUUUUUCUUCAAUAUAUUUUUCAUUAUCUUUCAAAAUAUUUUAAGGCUAUUUACCUGAACUGCCAUUUUUUCAUUCUUAAUUAUUUAGAAAAUGCACUAAACUUCAAUUAUCGCUUACUUUCUCGUAUGUAAAACAAUUUGCUUAUGUGUUAUCUAUAUAAAUCAUCUUAAAAUUAUCUUAACUAUUUUUGAUACCUUAUAUUAUAUGCUAAAGAAUUAAAAAAAAACACUUCUGGACAGUAAAUGGGUCCACUUUAUGGUGUUAAACACUGUAGAGGUUAAAGAAGCAUUUCAUCAGAAGCCCAUGGAGCAAUAAUUCAGUGAAAGCCAAGUUGGGUUCAGGGCUCGAAGUGUAGUUAUUGCUCACACAGUGCUCUAUGAUUGCUUAAAUUGGUAUUGAUACUAUAAUAUGACAUCUGUUGGCGGUGCUUCUUUAAUUUCAGACUGAACUUAUGUCGACCACACAUACUAAAUUAUAAACCCUUUUUCUGUAUGUUUCUUCAGUGAUGGCGGUAUAGACCUAAGUUGCCUUCAGGCUGAAGAUAAGUUCUUCAAGUGGGAAAAGUUCAACGACGCUCCUUUCAUGGGUGAGCUUCUAACAGCGGACGAACAAUGUGCAUUGCGCUACCAAAGCGGGGCAACAUUCUGUGAUGAGACAAAUGGAAAUGUUGUAGAUUGUUACAGUUCAAGCCAGGGAUGCCUCGUCGAUGGUGUUUGUCAACCUUUUACUGUGGCAUAUUACACACCUUGCGGUCUUCAAGCCAGUUCAGUCUGUAAAUUUGGAUUUUGCAACGAAACCACACAAACGCCAACAAGCACUUCUAGUACUAGCACUACAACUAUUACCAGCACAACAAGCACUACCAGUACUGCAAGCACUACCAGUACUACAAACCCUGAUGGUGGAUUACAGACAUCAACUGCUGAACCAUUUGAUUGUGUGGUGAGGACCAUCGUUAAGGAUUAUGAUCUACCAGGAUGUAACUGCGCGGGUUGUGGUUCCAAUACAGACAGCGACGGUAGUGAUUGCGUACAGGCUCCAGACUGUAUCGGGAAGAAGGUCAGGGUGACCACAAAGUAUGUAGAUGAGAGAUGUGCUUACCUGUAUUCACCAGGUCCAAGAAGAGUAAUAACGAAGCCUGAUGAAGCCAAAAAGAAAACAAUAACUGCAGAAGUAUUUAAAGGGGAUUCUGGUAGAUGGAAGGUUCAGUUAGUUACGAAGAGUAAAUGAAGUCAUGAGUUUGAUUUACUUAACAAUAAUAUACUUUAAAAAAUAAAAUACGCA